Messenger RNA from Hyla sarda, 1378 nucleotides. RefSeq names its product N-ribosyldihydronicotinamide:quinone reductase 2 (gene NQO2). Bases 232 to 924 code for a protein of 230 amino acids. Gene Ontology annotation, cellular component: cytosol. Lineage: Eukaryota; Metazoa; Chordata; Amphibia; Anura; Hylidae. The record is from RefSeq and is a predicted model, not a curated record. The transcript is spliced from 6 exons. Gene Ontology annotation, molecular function: NAD(P)H dehydrogenase (quinone) activity.
UUAUAACAUGCUCUGCACGUUGGAUGAAUAAGCCUGGGAAAGGCUGCCUCCUGGCUUUGUGUCACUUGCACUCACUUUUCUCUUGACAACACUGAUCAUAUUAAAAUAGCGACUCGGAGAACUGACUGGCUACCUUUUUUAAUUUAGAAGCUUUUACUAUAGACUUUAAUUGCUCUUCAGAUUAACAGUGACACAUCAGAAGACUUAUUUGAUAGAAAACGGAACCUUGCAAUGUCAGGCAAAAACAUUCUGAUCGUGUAUGCUCACCAGGAGCCAAAGUCAAUGAAUGGUUCUUUAAAAAAUAUUGCUGUUGAUGUUCUGAGUAAGAUGGGAUGCUGUGUUACUGUCUCUGACUUAUACGCCAUGAAGUUCAAUGCAGCAGCAACCAGAAAUGAUAUCACAGGAGACCUAUGUAAUCCUCAGCAUUUCAGCUAUGGAAUAGAAACAAUGGAAGCUUUAAAGAAAGGCUACCUAUGUGAGGAUAUCCUUCAGGAACAGAAAAAAAUUAAUGAAGCUGAUCUUAUCAUCUUCCAGUUUCCUAUAUACUGGUUCAGCUUCCCUGCAAUCAUGAAGGGCUGGAUAGAUCGAUGCUUUGUGCAAGGCUUUGCCUUUGACAUCCCAGGCUGUUAUGAUACUGGAUUACUUAAGGGUAAGCGGGCAUUACUUUCAUUUACGACUGGUGGAACAGAAGACAUGUUCAGUAAAGAAGGCAAAAGUGGUGACAUCCGAUAUCUUCUUUGGCCUAUUCAACAUGGCAUAAUGCACUUCUGUGGAUUUCAAGUUCUUGCUCCUCAAAUCUCUUAUGCACCAGAGUAUGUGAGUGAACAAAGAAGAAAAGAAAUGCUGAAUAAUUGGGCUCAAAGGCUAGAAAACAUUUGGGAUGAAGACCCUAUAGAUUGUACACCUCCUUGGUACUUCCAAUAGAUACCUGGUGCUUCUAAGAAAUGGCAGAUCUAAUAGGCAAAUCUAAUUUUUUUAACAACAGCACCUGUACAUUGUAAAUUUAAUUUUCAUUCACUGUAUUGUUUAGUUAAAAUUACAUGUUCUUUAUUGUAGAAUAGUGUCAUGAUAAACAAAGUUCUGUCAAGUUGGUUGGUUAAAACAAUCCAACUUUAGCAAGUAAAAUCAUGGGAGAAAUAGUCACCUACUGAUCUGCUUUCCUUAAAUUAAUUGAUAAAAUUUGCAUUUCGGCAGCAUAACAUUUCCUAUUAGUUUAAUAAAUUAUUUAUUUUCUCUACCUCUACAGCAAACAUAAAAUAUUAGAUUGAUGACUAUAAAACAAACAGCCACACAACUGACAUAAUAAAUAGCAUAACCUGCUUGUUAUUAGUUGUCAUAUGUUAAUUAUUGUAAGAAUAAAAAAAUAUCUCUACCGUGA